UUGCCAGAGUUCUUCUCCAUUGCUCCUUCUAGCUUCAGUUUUCAUCUCUUAAUAAACCCUAGAAUUGAGGAAUCAAACUUUUCAAUUUCACUUUUCCCCAUUUCUUUCGUCGUGGUUUAGAGCUCCUGGAGCUAUUUUCUCCCCCUUUUUAUUUUAUUUCCUGCUUUUCCAGCGAGAAAAUGUCUGAAAUUAAACCUUCUAGACUCUGAUCUGCUGUAUUGUCCUUUUGAAGGCGAGAUAGAGUCUCUCGGUACUUACAAAGCUGGGCAACAGCAUCAAGGAGGAUCCCUCACCAAAAAAGUGGGCAUGCAUGGAACUGAAAUGAAGGUGUUGCAGCUAACUCAAGACCAUCAACAGGAUUCAAAGGAUUUAGAUCAAAUAAACUUCUCAACACAAACAGCAUAUGAGUUGCCAAAUGACCAGCAAAAUAAUGCAUCUGAGGCUCUUGGAGUGGACUCUGAUUCAGUUUCUGUUUCAGGCAAUAACAGCAGAAAAGUUACCCGUGAAGAUAUUGAAGUUGUACAGAAUCUCAUUGAAAGAUGCCUUCAACUGUAUAUGAAUAGGAAUGAGGUGGUAAAUACUCUUUUGCAACAAGCGAGAAUCGAGCCUGGUUUUACAGCAUUAGUAUGGCAGAAAUUGGAGGAAGAAAAUGCAGACUUUUUUAAGGCCUAUUACAUGAGGCUAAUUCUGCAGAAGCAAAUUAUUGUGUUCAAUCAAUUACUUGAGCAUCAGUACCAUCUGAUGAAGUCUUCUACACCUCCAAAGGUUCCGUUAGCUCCUAUUGAGAAUGGGAUUCGGCAACUACCGGUUAACAACCUACCUAUGGUAUACAACAUUCCCCAGCAGCCUCCAUUUCCAUCAACAGGUCCUCCCCAGCUUGGCUCUGUCGGAAGUGUACCUAGCUGUCAUCUGGCAAAUGGAAUCCCCACAUCAGGCAAUUUCCAUCCCAUGCAAAUAAAUGCUGGGAAAGAGACGGUGAUGAACAUAAGCCCAGCUGGCCCAAUACCUGCUGUACCUGCUAUCAAAUCAGAAAUUGCUUCGACUCUUACAUCAGUUACAUCCAAUGGUCAAUUUCCUUUUACACCUACAGAAAUAUCAGAAUUGAGUGUGAAUGCUUCAGCACUUGACUCUGCGUAUGCAUCCCAUAUGACAAGUCCAGAGGGGCUGCAGCUUGGACUUGAUUCUGGUACUGACAAUUCUAGGGAACUCCAACCAUUUUGUCAAGUUCCCUGGACUUUGAGCUUCUCAGAUCUGACUGCAGACUUGGCAAAUGUGGAAGAUCAUGGACAGCUGGGAAACUAUUCAGGUUCUGAUAUAUUGCUUGAUUCUCCAGAGCAAAAUGACAUUGUUGAGGAGUUCUUUCUUGAUAAUGUUCCUGCCCCAGGCAAUCAAAAAGAGGAAUGAUAUUUAAAGAAGAUGCCCUUCUAACUGCAAUCCCAGUUAAACUCAGAUGCUACUAGUUCCAAAGACAAGUCCCAUUAUCCGUGUGGGGGAUCAGUUGUCUGUGGUCCUUCAGUUGUAUAGUCGCAUCUAGCAUAAAUUUGAUACCUCAGAAAAAACUAGGCAGAAAUUAGUUCUUAAUUAUAAUUGCAGAUCUUUACUAACUACCGCAUAUUUCAGCAAUGUCGAUAAUGUAGAUACAAUGAUAUAUCUUCAAUGAAGUUUUUUGAGUGAACUA
Manihot esculenta (cassava) is the source of this 1678-nucleotide messenger RNA. RefSeq lists its product as uncharacterized. The record is from RefSeq and is a predicted model, not a curated record. Bases 307 to 1404 code for a protein of 365 amino acids. The transcript has 9 exons. Lineage: Eukaryota; Viridiplantae; Streptophyta; Magnoliopsida; Malpighiales; Euphorbiaceae.